AUGGUGGUCGUCAAUUAUCUGCUCUUCGAGAGCGCUGUCGGGUUUUCGCUCUUCGAGGUGGUGCACCAAGCCGACACCGUCGGCCUGGAACUACCCGAGGUCAAAGAUGCGAUGAAAAGCCUGGACAAGUUCGGAAAGAUGGUCAAAUUGCGUAGCUUCAAUCCCUGGACUUCUGCCGCCCACGGUUUGGAGGCCAUCAAUCUGAUCUCCGAAGGCAUCAUGCCAGACCAUCUCAAGAAUACCCUCGAACUUAACCUGCCGCAGACGAGUGGAAAGAAGAGCAAGGUUGUGCUGGGUGUGGUGGACAAGCGGAUAGCUGGCGAGAUCAGCGCGACAUUCCCUGGCGUUCAAUGCGAAGCGGCGGACACUUCUGAGGUGGUUGCUGCCCUUCUCCGUGGUAUUCGCCUCCAUGCGAACAAGCUCCUCAAGGGCUUGCAGGAGGGCGACAUCAACCGCGCGCAGCUCGGUCUCGGCCAUGCCUACUCGCGCGCCAAGGUCAAGUUCAGCGUACACAAGAACGAUAACCAUAUCAUCCAAGGCAUCGCUACCCUUGACGCGCUUGACAAGGGCAUCAACCAGGGUGCUAUGCGCGUCCGGGAGUGGUACGGCUGGCAUUUCCCAGAGCUGAUCCGCAUCGUGUCCGACAACGGUACCUACGCGAAGCUCGUCCUGGCCAUUGGCAACAAGAAGAGCUUGACCGACGAGAGUGUGGACGACAUUGCGAAUGUCAUCAAUCAAGACCAGGACAAGGCCGAGGCCAUCAUUCAGGCGGCCAAGAUCUCCAUGGGACAAGAUAUCAGCGAUACCGAUCUUUUGAUGGUGAAGGACCUCGCGUCGAACGUCUCGAAGAUGGCCGAUUACCGGCGUAUCCUCGCUGAGUCGCUCGACAAGAAGAUGGGCGAUGUCGCUCCUAACCUACAGGUCAUCUUGGGCACCCCGGUUGCCGCCCGCCUGAUCUCCCACGCCGGCUCUUUGACCAAUCUCGCAAAGUACCCCGCCUCGACCCUCCAGAUUCUCGGUGCCGAGAAGGCCCUCUUCCGUGCCCUCAAGACGAAGGGUGCGACGCCUAAAUAUGGGCUGCUGUACCAGAGCUCCUUCAUCGGCCGUGCCGGCCCCAAGAUCAAGGGCCGGAUCUCCCGGUACCUCGCCAACAAGUGCUCGAUCGCCAGUCGUAUUGACAACUUCUCCGAGAAGCCCACUAAGCGGUUUGGUGAGGUCAUGCGUGACCAAUUAGAGCAGCGGUUGGAGUGGUACGCCAAGGGCACAAAGCCCAUGAAGAACAUCGACGCAAUGGACAAGGCGGUCAAGGCCGUUCUGGAUGAUGGUGACGAUAUGGACAUUGACGAGGAGAUGGUUGAUCACCCGCCCGCCAAGGAUAAGAAGGAAAAGAAGGAGAAGAAGAAGGACAGCAAGAAAGAGAAGAAGGAGAAAAAGCGGAAGAGUCUCGGCGGUGAGGACGUUGAGAUGGCAGAUGCCGACGAUGGUGAGAAGAAGAAGAAGAAGAAGAGGAAGUCCGUGGCUGCGGAGUAG
This is a messenger RNA of Dichotomopilus funicola, 1530 nucleotides long. RefSeq lists its product as uncharacterized. The coding region runs from base 1 to 1530 and encodes 509 amino acids. The record is from RefSeq and is a predicted model, not a curated record. NCBI's taxonomy places the organism in Eukaryota, Fungi, Ascomycota, Sordariomycetes, Sordariales, Chaetomiaceae. Gene Ontology annotation, molecular function: snoRNA binding. The transcript is spliced from 2 exons. Gene Ontology annotation, cellular component: small-subunit processome; box C/D methylation guide snoRNP complex.